AUGAAACAGAAGGGGCAAAGUGAGGAGACGAACAACGGCACUGUUGACGAUGGGCUUACUUUGGUUCUAAACUAUCUCCGUCACCAGAAUCGUCCCUAUUCGGCCACAGAUGUCUCAGUGAAUUUGCACAACAAAGUCACCAAAAGGAGACAGGCAGUUUAUCAUGCUCUACAGAAGGGGACCGAUGAAAACACAUUGGAGGGAGUGGUGGCUCUGAAUGAUCACAUUGGCCAGCUGCAGGAACAGCUUGCUGACCUCAGAGGCUGUGCAAAAAGGGCGCGAGCUAAGCUCACAGCUCUACGUGCGACACCCUUGGCUUUUGACCUCCAAGAGAGCAUCAGCCAACUUGAAGUGGAAAGGGAGACUACCCUCGCAAUUCUAACUCAAGCUCGGGGCACCAGCGUGGGACAGGUGGAUGAGAAAGACAGAACUGUCACCAAAAGAGCAAUGGAAUGCUGGCAGAAGCGUGUUAAUGCGCGGAGGCAGAUAUGUCGCGAUUUGUGGAGAAGAUGUCUAGAGAUGGUGGAUAAAGAUGUGACUCGAGAAGAGCUCUGGGAAUUCCUAGGGCUAGAAGGGCCUUCUAUCCUCACUUGA
Molecule: messenger RNA, 594 nt
Organism: Aspergillus pseudonomiae
Lineage: Eukaryota; Fungi; Ascomycota; Eurotiomycetes; Eurotiales; Aspergillaceae
Product: putative TBP interacting domain protein
Exons: 7
Coding region: 1-594 (197 amino acids)
Biological process (GO): homologous chromosome pairing at meiosis; meiotic strand invasion involved in reciprocal meiotic recombination; meiotic joint molecule formation
Cellular component (GO): DNA recombinase auxiliary factor complex; condensed nuclear chromosome
Molecular function (GO): recombinase activator activity; double-stranded DNA binding
Source: RefSeq, a predicted model, not a curated record